Molecule: messenger RNA, 3037 nt
Organism: Pangasianodon hypophthalmus (striped catfish)
Lineage: Eukaryota; Metazoa; Chordata; Actinopteri; Siluriformes; Pangasiidae
Gene: lactbl1a
Product: lactamase, beta-like 1a
Exons: 6
Coding region: 536-2230 (564 amino acids)
Source: RefSeq, a predicted model, not a curated record
UUGUAUACAUAAGCCAUAUAGGAGUAAGCUGAAUGGACAGAAUUCAUUUGUAUAAAGGAUUCCCCCAUGGGUGAAAAGUGUGAGGACUUAGACGAGGAUAUCUCCAGAUUAUGACGUGGAGUGGAUAGUGAGAAGACAGAGAAAGGUUGGGAUUACAUGACUGAUGAGCAGACGCUAGCCACAGUUGUACCUCCUGCCUGGUAGCUUAAAUCUUGAAAAUUUCUGACUGGAGCAACAGAGUAGCAAGAAGAUCCUGAGUGGUACUGCAUCAUGAGGUUGAAUCUCUGACAUUGAGUACCUCAGCAAAUCAUACUUUGAGGUAAGGUACACUAAAGGUUAGCUGAUGGUAAAGAAUAAUGGAUCACUGAGUUUGGAAACUUAACAAUACCAUUACUUGACUAGUGGAAAAAAAUAAUCAUACAAUAAAAAUUGCUGUCAUGACAACAUAACACUACUUGGAUAUUGCUAACUACAGUCUUGAUCUCUUUAACUUCUCACGCUUGCUAUACCAGUGGAGACAAAUUCAACCUUCAGUAUGAAGCUGAAGUGGACUAAUCUAGCCAUCCUCUUCUUCUUCAUCCUCUCUCUCAUCAUGACUGGUUGUUUUAUAUGGCAAUAUAGGCUUCCCAAGGCCAAACCAGUGGCUGAAAUAAAAGUCCAAGAGGUGAAUGAAGAGAAAAUGUGCCCACGUUUCCCAGAGCCUGUGCCUCUGAAGCAUCCCAUACCUGUCCUAAUGGAUGCUCUGGAAAAGGUGGAUUCUCUUUUGAGGACCAGAAUUGAUGCAACAACACUGCCAGCAAUUUCAUGCAUUGUCAUCUAUAAUGACUCAGUGCUGUGGAAUGGGAACUUUGGCAGAAGAAAUGGGAGUGACCCAAAGUCUUCACCACCAAACGAGUACACAGUGUAUAGAAUUGCCACUUUAUCUAAGAUCUUCCCCACUCUGAUGCUAUACAAGUUGUGGGAGGAUGGUAAAGUGAACUCCUUGGAUGACCCUCUAGAGAAGUAUGUAAAGAACUUCACCAUAAAGAACCCUCUGAGAAAACAGAUGGACAGAGAACCAAAGUCUGGGGCAGCAUUUACAAGAAAUGGCAGAAGACAAUUCCAUUCCUCUAUCACUCUCAGAAGAAUGGCCAGUCAACUAUCAGGAUUGCCCAGGCGACUUAGAGGAACCAGCCUACUCUGGAAUGGCCAGACUCAAGAGGCAAUUGAUUUACUGCAAGAUGAUAUUCUUGUGGCAGACCCUGGAACAAAAUGCCACUACAGUAACCUGGCCUUCUCCCUGCUGGCCCACGUCAUGGCAGACAAAGUGACAGGAACUGAUUACGAGAGCUGGGUAUCCAAAAACAUCCUCCAACCAGUAGGCAUGGAGGACACUGGCUUUGACAUCACCGCAGAGAUUAAGAAAAAGAUGGCAGUGGGGGUUUACCCAAGUGGCCAGCCCACGCCUCUUUAUGAUCUUGGCUGGUACCGACCCUCGGGACAGAUGUACUCCACUACGGCGGACAUGGCCAAGCUGAUGAUGGUUCUCCUGGGGGCAUAUAACCAUGGAGUGGUCCGGGUGGACACACUGAAAACCCUGCUGACGCCUAUUUUCCACUGUGACACCAGCUACUUCUCAAACCAAACAGGCACACCUUGGGAAGUGUACGAACAGCUGGAAUAUGAGAUUAUCCGUAAAGAUGGAGAUCUGGAUGGGUAUUCGGCUGUGCUCUCACUUGUGCCGCACCUUAAGCUGGGGUUGGUCAUUCUGAUGGCUGGAACUAAGCCUGCUGAUGAAGAUCUUGUAACCAAAUCCUACAGUUAUCUCAUCCCUGCUAUGGAGAGGGCCUUUAGAGAUGCACCUCCUGUCCUUGUACCUCCUCCUGAUCCAGCUCCUUAUAUGGGCCUCUUCACCUACAGUAACAUGACCUUCUAUGAAAUCAAAGCAGGCUCAGAUGGCAUACUGUCAAUGCAGCAGUUUGGGCCACCUGUGGAUGAAAUGGUCCCUUUGGAGUAUAGCACUUGGAGGCUGAGUUAUUUAGAGAAGAGGGUGUUCAAGGUGGUGUUUGAGAAGGAGUAUCCAUGUCAUCUGAAGAUCAGGAACACUUCUGUUUCAAUGGAGUCUCAGGAUAGGCAGCUGUUUAACUUUUACACAUUCAAUGAGAAUGGCCUUGCACCUGGAUUUGAUGUGCCAGGCCUGAACACUUACAAUGUGAUGCGAAUAUCACGCAGACCGAUUUUCACCAACUGAGGAGGUACUUGAAAAAAGAAACUAAUAACAAACAAUUUCUCUUCUCUUGUAUUCUUAAUUGUGAAGCCUACAAAUGAAAAAAGACUGUGUUUUUUUUUUUUUUUUUGCCAACUAACUUGGUACAUGAGUGAAUGAAUAUUAUGUAAGGAAGAAAACUCUAGGCUCCCACUGGUGGAACAGAAAAGCGUUUGGAAGAUUGGCACCGUUUGGAAGAUCAUUGGAAGAUUGUUUGAUUACCAACGAUGCUCCAGCCGCUGGGAGACCAAGAGAGCAAAAUUGAUCAUGCACUCUUGGUGGGAGUGAUGGAAUAUUCUCUCCCCCCGUCAAUCAGAGUGACAGUAAACAAUCAUGGCCGUCUGUGAGCUCAUGUAUGUGGAAGAGGGUAGUUGGCACUUUCCUCCAAGUGUGUUAAGCUGACCUGUGACAUGAGCAUGAGCAACAGUGCAAAGAGAUGCAUGGCUAGCUUUACUGGUCUUGGAGGACAUCCUAACUGGUAGCAGGCAUGUGAUAGGAGAGAGCUGGUUAGUGGGUGGGAACUGGUAAAUGUGUAAAUUAUUGCAAAUCUGUGCUUUGUCUUGCUGUCAAAGCUGCUGUUAUAAAAUGAAUCAGCACCUUGUGACCAAUCAGAAUCGAGAAUUCAACAGCACUCUGGCAUAAUUCAAAGAAACAUAUUUUAUACUGAAUGUCUUUAUUGUAAGAUAAAUUAUAAGUGCCUUAAGGAUAUGGCUACACAUCUACACAAAAAAACUACAUUUACAUACAAAAUACAUUUUCCAACAAUUUUUUUGUUUGUCCAUAUACAUUUAU